GUGGUGGCGGGUUCCUCUCUCCAAUAAGACUCUCCCCGCGCUCUCUCCAACCUCCCUUCUUCCAGCCAGGCCUCGAGCGGUGCCUUCCCGGGACAGCGCCGCCGAGAGUGAGGAUAAGGACGAAUUGGAGGACAACGACGAGGACGAAAAUAAAGACAUUGGAGGACAAGGGCGAGGACGAGGAUAAGAACGAAUUGGACAAAACUAGGACGAGUCAAGGUUACAAGGACGAGGGUAAGGGCGAGUUGGAGGACUAAGGCCUAGGCAAUUCAAGGCCGCGAUGAGCACCACGACCUACCCUUCCCUGGGCACGGAGGGGGACGACCUGGUCAAGAAGAUGGAGGAGCUGAGGAUCAACUUCGGCCUCAACGCCUCGAUGCUCUACAGCGAACUGAACAACUUUGUGCAGGACAGUAUCCCCGGUGGUAGUGGUGGCGGCGGUGGUGUUAGUGAGGGUGGAGGUGGUGGAGGCGUGGAUGAUGCGGUAGUGGAGCCGGGCGAGCGGAACUCCUCGUUGGCGGUGGUGGAGGUGGUGGUGCUGGUCCUCAUCCUGGUGGUGGCGGUGAUCGGCAAUGUGUUCGUGCUGAUCGCCCUGUGGCGCCACUCGGUGUUCCAGCCCAUGUCCCGCUGCUACCUGUUCAUGCUGCACCUCAGCCUGGCGGACCUCAUGGUGGCGCUGCUCAACAUCUUCCCGCAGCUCGUCUGGGACAUCACCUACAGGUUCCGCGGCUCCGACCUCCUCUGCCGCUUCGUCAAGUACGCCCAGGUGUUCGUGCUCUACGUGUCCACCUAUAUGCUGGUGUUUAUGGCCGUGGACCGUGCCCGGGCCGUGCAGGGCAGCGGGCGGGGGUCACUGCGGGCGGCGCGGCUCAUGAUCGCGGGGGCGUGGGGCCUCGGCCUGGUGCUGGCGGCGCCGCAGACGAUACUGUUCUCGGUGCGGGAGGUGGAGCCGGGCGUGCAAGACUGCUGGGUGGUGUUCGAGCUGGUGAGCGAGCAGGCCUACGUCACCUGGUUCGUGGUGUCCGUGUUCCUCGUUCCGCUGGCCAUCAUCGCCGUCUGCUACAGCUACAUCUGCUGGGCCGUGUGGCACAGCGCGGGGCCCUCUAAGCCUCUCUCAACGCUCAGCCGCCGCCUCUGCUUCGGCUGCAUCAAGCGGGGCAGCCGGCGGGGGCAGGAGAUGCGGCUUAACUUCGAACUACAGCCGAUGUCGUGCAGUGGCUCGGCGCCGCACCUACGAACCUCGACUGCCACGGCGAAGGUGUCGGCGGCGAAGAUGAAGACGGUGCGCAUGACCUUCACAGUGGUGUUCGCCUUCGUGCUGUGCUGGGCGCCCUUCUGCAUCGCCCAGCUCCACAGCGUGUACAACAAGCCCGAGGACCUGAGCACUCUGAGCCCCGUCACCGUGGUCUGCAUGCUCCUCGGCUCCCUCAACAGCUGCACCAAUCCCUGGAUCUACCUCUACUUCAGUGGCACCCUCCUCAACCAGCUGCGGGUCGUGUUGGGAUUCGGGCCGAGCAGAUGCAGCGAUAACAUCUCUCUCGGGGACCAGGAGCCUCGCAACCAGGACUGUGACCCCAGCAAGAGACCAGUGACCCACACCAACAUGCUCUGAGAUACGGCCAUCACCACCCCCACACCCAGACCCGCGCCUCACCCCUACCUCUCGCCCACCUGAGGAGCUCCACGAUGCACAUGCGUUCACCUGCGUCGCUCGUUUAAGGUGACUAGUAGGGUGCGGAGUGCGUGUUCCUCGGUGUGUUAGAGUGGUGCGGUGGAGUUUAUGAGAGAUCUGAGGCCUUUAUCGAGCCUGCAGACCUUCCGAGCGGGACUAUGUGGGGUGUGGUGAGCUUGGCCAAGUGUUAUGGGGUGUUGUGUUAGAGGAGGAGGAGGAGGAGGAGGAAGAGAAACUGAGUAGGAGAACGAGGAGGAGAAGUAGGAAGAGAAGGGAUGCUCUGGGUUAAACUUGAGCAUCCGUUUAACCUAAGAUUACAAUAUAGAUUUUGGUACUUUUGACUAUUCUGUAUCUAUCUGUGUAUCUCUUUAUCAGUCUACCUGUCCAUCCAUCUAUCUACAUAUCUAUCUAUCUAUGUAUCUAUGUAUCUAUCUAUCUAUCUGUCUCUCGCCCGAGCUACAAUCAUCACACUUUCCCACACACAAGCCUUGCAGUUUUUGGAAUCCGAUGCUGCGCUAUUUCCAGUUGGACCAAACGCGGCACUGCAUCACCUGACAUCUUGUACAUAGCCACGCCGCGCACGAGAAUCAAUAGGCAAUCCAAACACAGGCUCGGGAGGCAAAAAUAUCUCGUUGUAUGUGCGUCUGUCUCCAUGAGCCUAACGUGUUUCUGCCUCGUCUGGCAUAUAUAUCUUGCACGUGGUCUUUUUUCUUAUUUCCAACACUUGUAUAGUAUAAUCAUGUGCGUGUAUGUGAGAGCGGGGGGUUCGUGUACGUGUAUGUGUGUGUGUGAGUGCAUGUGCGUGUGUGAGUGUGUGUGUGUGUGUGUAUAUAUUUUAGUGUGCCAUGGAUGGAGGGUGUGAGUGAGGUGCCGCCGCUAACAGGAAACGUAGCGACACUCCUCUGUCUCUUGGUGCCAUUAACGGAGGCAGCGAGCAGGGAAGUUAAGAUGAGCGCCAUUAAGGACGGUGCCAAGGGAGCCAUCACCACGGGACGCCACGCCCCGCUUUAAGACCAGAGCCAUUAACGGGGUGGAAGGGGAGCCAUCGAGCAGGGAAAGGUCGGGAGCUGUGCCGCUGAAGGUGACAGGGGACAUGACACCCACUCACCCAUCCCCACCACGCCUCGUCAUGCCACUCCACGACCCUCGCUGUGAUUAGAGACCCAAACGUGGACUCAACAAAUUUUCGAACUAUGCCCCCCUCAAAAAAAAACUUACAUGGACAAUAAAUGGAGAAAAGAGAAAAUAUCCAGACCUCAAACUUUCGAACUAUGCCCCGAUAAAAUAAAACUUCCAUUGACAAUAAAUAGAGAAAAGAGAGAGCAUCCAGACCUCUCACAGUGCUUAGAGAGAGAACCAAACUUGGACCCAAUAAACUUUCGAACUAUGCCCCAAAUAAAUAAAACUUCCAUAGACAAUAAAUAGAGAAAAGAGAAAAUAUCAAGACCUCUCACAGUGCUUAGUAGAGAGAAAACCAAACUUGGACCCAAUAAA
Molecule: messenger RNA, 3166 nt
Organism: Eriocheir sinensis (Chinese mitten crab)
Lineage: Eukaryota; Metazoa; Arthropoda; Malacostraca; Decapoda; Varunidae
Product: oxytocin receptor-like
Exons: 4
Coding region: 281-1612 (443 amino acids)
Biological process (GO): G protein-coupled receptor signaling pathway
Cellular component (GO): membrane
Molecular function (GO): peptide binding; vasopressin receptor activity
Source: RefSeq, a predicted model, not a curated record